GGUUUUUCCGAACGUUGUUGGGCCGACCGUAAUGCGCCCUAGCUUUGUAGAGAAUCAAUUGGCGCCGAAUGCAUUGCAAGUGGCUCAGCAACUGCCACAGCAGCAUCAGUAUUAUACGGCGUCUAAUGGAAGCGAACCAGUGGUGAUCGCGGUUCUGGUCCAACAACGGUUUAACGAAGCUUCUAGCCGAAAAUGCACCCAAGGCCAUCAAGAGCAAAAAUUCGAGAGCUUUUUCGGCCGAAAGAUUGCCAUUGAUGCUAGCAUGAGCAUCUACCAGUUCCUUGUUUUGCGCAAAAUGGAAUCAGAGCAUGAGACACAGAGAGAGAAGAAGAAGAAGAAUCAGUUAUUCUUUCUCCGCCCCGCCGCCUCCCUAACGUUGUUGGACCAGAACCGCGACCACCGCUGGUUCGCUUCCAUUAGACGCCGUGUAAUACUGAUGCUGCUGUGGCAGUUGCUGAGCCACUUGCAAUGCAUGCGGCGCCGGCUGAUUCUCUACAAAGCUAGGGCACAUUGCGGCCGGCCCAACAACGUUUGGGAAAACCCCAUAUCGCAAAUAGCCAGUGGAAGCAUCCGCCGCCAUGGAAACUGGAUGAAGCAUCGGCACCGACGGACAGGUCGAGCUGGGCAGGAAGGAUGUGCCAUCACAUUUAUCUCUGAGAAGGAUGCGAGAUAUGCACCAGAUCUUGUAAAAGCACUGGAACUCUCCGAGCAAGUUGUUCCUGAUGACCUGAGAGCUCUUGCCGAUAGCUUUAUGGAGCUGGCCCAUGGCACUGGCUAUGGGGGAAGUGGUUUUAAAUUCAAUGAGGAGGAGGAUGAAGUGAGGAUAGCAGCAAAGAAAGCACAGGCAAGGGAACAUGGCUUUGAGGAAGAUAAAUCAGAUUCAGAAGAUGAGGACGAAGCAGUUCGAUCGGAAGGCUCAGGCUCCUCUGGUGAGUAAUGAUGGGAAUUGGGAGGUACUUGCCUAGAGAUGAUAUGAAGAAGCUGGAGUUUGUCUAUUCGGUCUACAGACUGUCUUUUUGUUUUUCAAGUGGAAACAAGUUUUGCUCUUUGUAGUAUCACAUAUUCAUACGUUAUUAUAAGGUUAAAUUCAAUAAAUAGUAUAUUUAAUU
Molecule: messenger RNA, 1109 nt
Organism: Rubroshorea leprosula
Lineage: Eukaryota; Viridiplantae; Streptophyta; Magnoliopsida; Malvales; Dipterocarpaceae
Source: the annotation of a GenBank genome assembly